AAUUUGCAUACAGGCCUGCCCUUUUCUCCUACCAAAUCACAAUUUCCUUCUUUUGCUUGGGUCUGGAAGAAUGGCGUCAAAGAGAUCUUCGUAUAACCAGCGUUGCGUGCUCCGUCACUUUGGCGCUAUGUAUCCGUUAGUUGAUUCCUUGUGAAGCAGGGCUGCACCGUGCGUGAGAGGAGCUGCAAGAAGCUGGCUCUACAAGAUUGGCAGAGCAGAGACCAUCUGGUUGAAGGCACAGCACAUCAGCCCUUGCAGAUUCAUCACAUUCUCCAAGAUGGCUCAGGAGAUGGGGCCUGGGAAAACGUUCCGGACCGCGGCCUACCUAAUUGCAUAUAUUGUAUUGAGUGGGGGCGUCAUAUUCUUCAAUAAGUUUAUCCUUUCCAAGGAUUACUAUAACUUCCCGUACCCAAUUGGCCUUACGAUGCUACACAUGGCCUUCUCGUCUGUCCUAUGUUUCCUAGUAGUGCGGGUGUUCAAGUUCGUCCCCCUACAGCAGCCCAUGUCUACAGAAGUGUACGUGCAGAGCUUUGUCCCGAUCGCGCUGCUCUUUGCCACAACAUUGUGGCUGGGCAACACCGCGUUCAUGUUCAUAUCCGUCGCUUUCUCCCAGAUGCUCAAGGCGCUCAUGCCUGUGGCGGUGUUUCUGGUGGGGGUGGCCUUCAAGGUGGACGUUCUCCGGCUGGACACACUGCUCAACAUGGCAGUGAUCAGCGGGGGCGUGCUGGUGGCGAGCUACGGCGAGAUCCAGUUCGACGUGGUGGGCCUGGUGUACCAGGUGGGCAGCGUCGUCAGCGAGGCGCUGCGCCUGGUGCUGACGCAGAUCCUGCUGCAGCGCAAGGGCAUCAAGAUGGACCCCAUCACCAUCAUGUACUACAUGAGCCCCUGCAGCCUGCUGUCACUCUUUGUGCCGUGGCUGUUUUUGGAGCGCCCCGCAAUGAUGGCCACCCGCGGCCACGUGCUGCUGAGCCCCGGCGUGAUGGUGGCCAACUCGGUGGCCACGUUUGCGCUGAACGUGUCGGUGUUCCUGGCCAUCCAGAACACGAGCGCGCUCACCAUCCGCGUCGCCAGCGUCGUCAAGGACUGGCUCGUCGUCUUCAUCUCCGCCGUGCUCUUCGCGGACACCAUCCUCACGCCGCUCAACAUCGUGGGCUACGCCAUCGCCAUUGCCGGCGUGGUGUACUACAACCGGAGUCGCAUGCUGGAGGCGCAGCAGGAGUCGGCCCGGGAAGCAGCCAAGGAGGCCAGCGGGCCCGGGCCGCCCAGCAACCUGCGCAGCCCCGCGGGGGCGCGGAAGCACGUCCCGGGGGACGACGAGGUGCAGCUAUUGGAGGAAGCCCGGCGGAUGGAGGACCCCGGGGACAAGAGCUGACACCAGGCCAUGCGGAAGCUGCGCGCUGCGCUCUCAGUGUCAGUACGCCAACUGCACGGGAGCAAGCCGCACAAGUCGGGGCGAGAUCGGGUCUCCCUCCGAGCCAGCAUCUGUAACCAUAGACUAAGGUAAGGCGGUGUUCGGCAUCCGCCCUUUCGCUGUAGUACAGUCUAGUUUGACUGCUUAAGUAACCGACCAUCAGCGUAUUGCGUAGGAAUGCUCGUGGAGCAAGCGAGCGCAGGAUAAGGUGGACCGAUUUCCAGGAGUCCCGGCCUGUAAGAUUGGGAAUCUCGUGUUUCCUAGACAAG
Molecule: messenger RNA, 1680 nt
Organism: Klebsormidium nitens
Lineage: Eukaryota; Viridiplantae; Streptophyta; Klebsormidiophyceae; Klebsormidiales; Klebsormidiaceae
Source: the annotation of a GenBank genome assembly